CUGAAGCUCCUUGUCUUGCAUCUGGGCAGGUCCAUCCAAAGCCCCACGUCGGAUUCCCAGGGCCUCGCACCCCGCGCCCGACGCGCCAACCCCGAAUGUGGUCUAGGGCGGGGUCCUAUAUCCAUUCGGCCAUUGGAUGAGUGACGUCCCCCCCCCUCUCAUCAGUCUUGCUACCUAGUAUCCUAAGCUUCUGCCGAAGGUACCGCGGUAUCUCACCUUUACCACCACCAGAAAGGCACGCGACUUUCGUUGGAAGGUACCUGGGAGGCACUACUCAGUAAGUACACACCCUGAAAGGUACGUACCGCUGUCUCAAACCUUUCCACCGCCUUCCCUCUCAGCUGGCGCAUCCAGUGAGGCAAGUGCAACUGUGCAAGGCGACCUUUUCGACGCCUUCCUUACAAAGCCGCGGACUCUAUCUAAAGAUUCGCUGAACAAGUUCCAACCUGCCCUCAGCCUUGUCUCGCUUACCUAUCUCACCGAUUCAUCAAGCCACCGGCGUCCAAAUCUCCGGGCUUUCGUCUCCCAAGAGCCACGAGGCUAGUCAUCCCGUCUUUGCACAUCAGCCGCAGUUUUCUCCAGUGACACGCGAGCGAGACGCCGCAUACCACCUUCGGACGCCAUCAGACAACCCUCCCGAAACGCAACCGUCACAACCAUCGUCGCGAUGUCGCUGUGCCAGAACAGACUCCAGGAAGAGAGGAAGCAAUGGCGCAAAGACCACCCCUUUGGCUUCUUCGCUAAGCCCCAGCGUAAUGCCGCGACGGGCACGCUCGAUCUCAAGGUCUGGGAAUGUGGUAUUCCGGGCAAGGAGAAGACCAUUUGGGAGGGCGGCUUGUUCAAGCUGACAAUCACAUUCCCUGAGGAGUACCCGACGAAGCCUCCCAAGUGCAAAUUCGUCCCUCCCCUGUUCCACCCCAAUGUCUACCCCUCCGGCACCGUUUGCCUGUCGAUCCUGAACGAGGAAGAGGCGUGGAAGCCCGCGAUCACGGUGAAGCAGAUCCUGCUCGGCAUCCAGAACCUGCUCGACGAUCCUAACCCUGAGUCGCCAGCCCAAGCUGAGGCGUAUAGUUUGUUCAAGAAGGAUAAGGCGGAAUACGAGAAGCGCAUCAAGCGUGUCGUGAGGGAGAACCCGGCGCCCUAGAUGGCGGGGGCAUUCACGGGGUAAAUAGAGUUAGGCGAUGACAACGUCGUGCCCGUAGGCAUGGCUUCGGAGUUACGGGGAAUACCAUACGGUCUGCUUCUCUGCUUUCGGGCUGGUCGAUGAUGCUGCCAUGAGGGGUUUUGGGGCGGACAAGAACAAACAGACAGGCAGGGAAACAGGUCUAGACGUCGAACUGCUACGAUUGGAUUCUCUGCGCAGACGUUUUUUUUUGGCCUUCGUGACAAGAAUGACGCGGACAAAAGUCGGCCUCUGGGUGACAGUAGUUGCGGCGAUUUACUUGAUGACUCUUCUGGCGGUGGACCACGCUCCGCUAAUC
Colletotrichum destructivum is the source of this 1481-nucleotide messenger RNA. Its product is annotated as Putative ubiquitin-conjugating enzyme E2, ubiquitin-conjugating enzyme/RWD. Gene Ontology annotation, molecular function: SUMO conjugating enzyme activity. Gene Ontology annotation, biological process: protein sumoylation. Lineage: Eukaryota; Fungi; Ascomycota; Sordariomycetes; Glomerellales; Glomerellaceae. Bases 668 to 1144 code for a protein of 158 amino acids. The record is from RefSeq and is a predicted model, not a curated record. The transcript has 4 exons. Gene Ontology annotation, cellular component: nucleus.